Grammomys surdaster is the source of this 2056-nucleotide messenger RNA. RefSeq names its product GLI pathogenesis related 2 (gene Glipr2). The record is from RefSeq and is a predicted model, not a curated record. The coding region runs from base 61 to 525 and encodes 154 amino acids. Lineage: Eukaryota; Metazoa; Chordata; Mammalia; Rodentia; Muridae. The transcript has 5 exons. Gene Ontology annotation, cellular component: extracellular region.
ACCCGCUACCCGGCGCAGCGCAACGCAGCCGCAGCAGAGUCGAGGAACUCACAGCAGGCCAUGGGCAAAUCAGCUUCCAAACAGUUUAACAACGAGGUCCUGAAGGCCCACAACGAGUACCGGGCUCAGCACGGUGUCCCGCCACUGAAGCUUUGUAAGAAGCUCAACCGGGAAGCUCAGCAGUAUUCGGAAGCCCUGGCCAGCACAAGAAUUCUCAAGCACAGCCCAGAGUCCAGUCGUGGCCAGUGUGGGGAGAACCUUGCGUGGGCAUCCUACGAUCAGACAGGAAAGGACGUGGCUGAUAGGUGGUACAGUGAAAUCAAGAGCUACAACUUCCAGCAGCCUGGUUUUACCUCAGGGACUGGACACUUCACAGCCAUGAUAUGGAAGAAUACCAAGAAGAUAGGCGUGGGGAAGGCGUCUGCGAGUGAUGGGUCUUCCUUUGUGGUGGCCAGAUACUUUCCAGCAGGGAAUAUUGUCAACCAGGGCUUUUUCGAAGAGAAUGUCCCACCUCCAAAGAAGUAACUCACCAAAUGUAAUGAGAUGGAGACGAUAUAUGACGUGCCUCUAGAACCAUAAAAAGCCAGCGAGUGUCUGUCCCUGUGGGCGUAUGUACUUAUGUGUUUACCUGUGGGCAUCUUUUGUGACAGCUGCACGUGAGCUCAUUCUGAUUAAAGAAUGGGAAUCGGAAAUAUUUAUCUAGAGGGUUAGCUAGACCACAAUAAUUACUCAGAUUGGAUAAGGUUAAUUCUGACAUCCUUUUUCUGGUUUUGUUUUUUGUUUUGUUUUUGUUUGUUUUUUUCAAGGUAGGGUUUCUCUGUGUAGCCUUGGCUGCCCUAGGAUUUGUUCUGCAGGCCAGGCAGACCAGGAACUCACAGAGAUGCUCCUGCCUCUGCCUCCCAAGUGUGGGAUUAAAGGCACAAGUGGCUACUGCCUGUUUGGUUUUUGGUUUUUUUGGUUUGUUUUUUUUCUUUUUUCUCUUUUUCUUUUUUCUGUUAUUUUUAAAAUAGACUUCAUUUGAAACUUUAUUUCUAAUAUCCAUACUUGGACUUUGAGUAUUCUGAAUAUUUACCAUUCUGAGAAGUGAGGUCCUUUCAUAAGCUCUGCCUGCAUUGUAAUCUUCUUUUGGUAGAUAUUGAAGGGAUCAAAACAUCCUUUAGAGGUGACAUAAAGCAGCUUGUGUUAGAAACAUGUGUCCAGCUGCAUUUCACAGGAUCAGUGUGUGUUCUCAUUCUCAGUUGGAAGACAUGAUAUCAUCCUGCAUCCUCCGGGAUUCCCUAAUGUUAUUACCAAAGAGCAAAUGGAGAAGGAAAAAAGAGCCUUACAUCCUUGAAGUUUUUCAACCUUUAAAGAGCAAAUACCACAGCCACUAGCAUCUCUCACACCUCACAAUUUUUUUGUUUGUUUGGUUUUUUUUUUUUUUUUUUGGUUUGUUUGUUUUGUUUUUUAAGUUUCAUAGCUCACAGCCCUACUCUGGCUUUUGGGGGCGGAGCUAGGUCUGGAAUGCAGCCCCGCCCCCCACUCAUCUCGCAGACCCUCACACUGCCUGGGCUCUCCGCCAAGGCCUUGGACUAUGAAGUCAAUAUAGCAGAGAUGAAGGUGAACUUCACUUUGGGGCCCAGAAGGAAGCCCCAAAGCCUCUAUCCUUCCCCAUCCCUGCAGGCGGUGACCACCCAGGCCUGUCCCCAGCAGCUGUGGCUGCAGCUGCGUCUUGGCUUCCUCCCGAAUGUGUGACAAGCCCAAAUGCUCCCGGGAGGAGGCCCAAACAAGGAUAUUAGGGAUGCUAAUUUGAUCCUGUGUUUUGCCUCAAACUAUAUACAGUUCCCUCUGAAGAGCUGAUUUAACCAUGUCCACCGGGAGGAACCAAGCCAGAGGUUGAAUUGCGGAUCCCUGAAAUGGUGGUAUCUCCUCCUGCAAGGAGUCAAAGGGGUUGUUGGCCUAAUGACAGCAAGGCUGGCUGGUCUUUGUUACACUGUGAACAGUCCCACACUGCGCCACUUGGUUCAUCCAGGGAUAAUGACUAACGAGACAAUAAAAUCCUUUCCUUUUUGUGUAA